UUUCUCUUUUCUGUACCAUAGAUGAGACUGAAAGAUCAAAUACAAACUCUAUGAGGAUUCUACUUAUUGGAAAAACUGGAAAUGGGAAAAGUGCCACAGGAAACACUAUUCUCAAAAGAAAGGCAUUUAAAUCUCAAGCCAGUUUUAAAUCAGUGACAUCCUCUUGUCAGAAGGAGGUGGGGUUUGUUGAUGGACAUUCAGUCACUGUUGUUGAUACACCAGGUCUGUUUGACACACAAGUCUCUACAGAAGAGGUAAAACAAGAGAUAGUGAAGUGCAUCAGUCUCCUCUCUCCAGGACCUCAUGUGUUCCUUCUGGUGCUUAGAUUCGGAAGAUUCACUCCUGAAGAAAAAGAAACUCUGAACCUGAUCAAGGAAGCGUUUGGGAAGAACGCUGGAAUGUUUAGCAUCAUAAUAUUCUCUCAUGGUGAUCAGCUGCAAGAUCAGACAAUUGAGAGCUGUCUGGAAAAAACAGAUUCAGAUAUGAAGAAGCUGAUCAGAGAUUGUGGAGGAAGAUAUCAUGUGAUUGACAAUACAAAACCAGACAAUUCUAAACAAAUCACUGACUUGCUGGAAAAAAUCAACUGUAUGAUUGAAAAGAAUGGAGGAGGGUGUUACACCAAUGAGAUGUUUGAAGAAUCAGAAGGUGCCAUAAAACUAGCAAUGGAAAGAAUAUUACAGAAAAAGAAAGAAGAGAUGGAAAGAGAGAACAAACGUUUAUGUGACAAACAUGAGUUGGAGAUGGCAGAGAUGAAGAAAAGAAUAGCAGAACAAAGAGAGUUAUUGGAAAGAGAAAGGAAGGCAAAGGAAGAAGAACUCCAAAUCAAGGAAGAGUUCUUGCAAAAUGAACUUAAGAGAAGGGAUGAACAAGAAAAGAAGGAGAAGAAAGAAAGACAAGAAGCUGAAGACCUUAGAAGAAUAGAAGAGGAGGAUACACAGGCACUAUGGAAAAGGAAACUACACGAAAUAGAAGAGAAACGAAGAAGAUUAGAAGAACAGCAACAGAAGAGAGACCAGGAAUAUAGAGAGAAGUAUGAGAGAGAGAGGACAGAAAUGGAGGAAAUUCAUAAAAAGAGACUGAGGAGAGAACAUGAAGAAGAAUACCAGAAAAGACUUAAAGAGGAGAGGAGUGAAUGGGCACUAAAAGAGAAGAUGAUGGUUGAAGAAUUUGAACAAGAAAAAAGAAAAAGAGAAGAAAAAGAACAUGAAAGGAUUAAGAAUGAGCUUAAAGAAAGAGAGAGAAUAGAGAGAGAGUAUGAGAACAGUAAAAUAGAGAUGAGAAAACAGAGAGAAGAAUGGGAAAAAUCAUGGAAUGAAGAAUGGGAUAAAAGAGUGAGAGAAGAGAAGGAGAGAAGGGAUGAAGAGAGAGAGAAACUGAGAAAGCUUGAAGAAGCAUUUCAGCGAGAGCGUAAAGAGGAGGAGGAGAAGAGGAAGAGAGAAGAUAAAGCCCGACGAGAACAGGAGGAGAAAGAACGAAAAGAAAUGGAGGAAGAAUAUGAAAGGAAAUUAAAAGAAAUGAAGAGAAAGUAUGAAGAUGAGGCCAGAAAACAAGCAGAGGAAUUCAAUGAUUUCAGAGAGAAAUAUACUAAAGACUUUCAUGUUCUCAUGGUAAAGCAUGACUUAGAGAUGCAAGAGCUAAAGCUAAAGCAUGAAAGAGAGAAACAAAAACAGUGCACCCUAUUGAGUGAACUCUCAAAGCAAAAAGUUAAAAGUCUGAAUGAAAAAAUGGAAGCAAUGGAAGAGCAACAUCAAAGAGAGGUUGAUGAGCUGAAGAAGAAGUAUGAGUCCAAAUGUGUCUUACUGUAAUACUGAUAUCUUACUAUUUAUAGCCUGACAUUAGAAGAUUGAAGUGAGCAUCUUGUAUGUGCUUUAAAGGGGUCAUGAACUGAGGUCAUUUGACAUACACUAUUCUUGCGGGUUUGACCAGUAGUGUCCAUCUAUGAGGAAUUACCAUAUUUCAUAUCUCUCUCUACUCCCAGAUAAAUAUUGUAUCCUUUUUAAAACAUUUUUUAUAAGGGUUUGUAUGGACUGUCUCCAUAUAUCCCAAAUAUCCCCGAUCUCCUAUAGCGCCUACAGGGAACUUAACUACUAGUCUUCAGUUGACUGAUCUAAAGACACUUCUGAAAUCAUUUCUAAUGUCUUUUUAGUAGCUGCUCCACAACUUUGCCAUUCUAUAUAAGAUAUGCACCAACAUAUGCAGACAUUAUUAUAUGCAGAAAUAGAUCACCCAAUAAUGUCUGUCAUAAUUUACUCACGCUCAAGUAGUUCCAAAUCUGUAUGAAUUUGAUAUUUGUAUGAAGAUAUUUUGAAGUAAGUUAUUCUAUGGAAGUCAAUGGUGACUAUGAAUUAAUCAAACUGCCACUAUCUGUAACUAGCUGUAGGCCUAUAAAUAGCAGAAAAUCCUGCUCAGAUGUCACAGACAUCUGAUGAAAAUGUUAGAUCAUUUUAUGUGCGAUGAUCACCAAGCAAUAAUUUGCGAUUAACAUCCAUUUCCCAUUUCAAGCAAUAUUUUCAUGUAAAGCUAUUUUAUUUUAUUUUAUUUUUUCAAUUUACUUGGGUGGCUUAGGUGGACUACCAAGUAAACCUACAGCCUAUGAUAACCUACAGAUAUGAAGCUGGAUAUGUUGUUUUGAAAAUCUCCCAGCAUAUUAAUAUUGUUUUGAAGUCAUAAUAUGAUAUUCUUCAAGUAAUUGUGCAAAAAUUUCACUUUAUUAAC
Messenger RNA from Puntigrus tetrazona (Sumatra barb), 2715 nucleotides. Its product is annotated as golgin subfamily A member 6-like protein 6. NCBI's taxonomy places the organism in Eukaryota, Metazoa, Chordata, Actinopteri, Cypriniformes, Cyprinidae. The record is from RefSeq and is a predicted model, not a curated record. Gene Ontology annotation, molecular function: GTP binding.